AUGGUAGAAGUGAAAGUGAUAUUUAUGAUUCAUACCAAGAGUAGAACCGUAACGCGAUCAUCUGCUGAUGUAGAGUUCAAUACUCUUGGUCGUGGACCCAUUGAUGUCGACCUGGACCCGGGUCAGGGACAAAUAUCAGUUCCAGGAACAAUUGGAGCAGUCGUGGUAGAAAAGCCAGCCGAAGUAGAUGAAAGUUUCUCCCAAGCAGCUCCACUAGUCUAUCAUUAUGGACAUACAACCAUGAGUAUUAAUUCAACUUUGUACAACACUUUAAUAUCUCGUAUGGCAGAAGUUAUUCAUCAACGAAUGGAUGAAAAUCCUAGAAAUGGUUACACGACAAAUGAGGUAGUUGAAAGGAGUAAUAAGUUGAGAUUGGAAGGUAGAGAAUUGGAGGUGCCACCCAUUCCAAAUACAUUGAUGCCAUCAGAUAUGCAAAAAACUGAUUUAGAUACAAAACUUGAGCCUGUUACUCCAGAAAUUGAUGACAGAAUUAAGGCCGACAACAUGAAGUCAGGAGACUUAGAUUGUGACGAAGUAACAAAAAAGAAGCAAAAAAAAAGACAAUGUGACUAG
Messenger RNA from Metopolophium dirhodum (rose-grain aphid), 573 nucleotides. RefSeq lists its product as uncharacterized. Gene Ontology annotation, molecular function: polynucleotide 5'-hydroxyl-kinase activity. Gene Ontology annotation, biological process: tRNA splicing, via endonucleolytic cleavage and ligation. NCBI's taxonomy places the organism in Eukaryota, Metazoa, Arthropoda, Insecta, Hemiptera, Aphididae. Bases 1 to 573 code for a protein of 190 amino acids. The record is from RefSeq and is a predicted model, not a curated record. Gene Ontology annotation, cellular component: nucleus. The transcript is spliced from 6 exons.